UAUGAUAGAAGAAAUUUUUCCAAUAGGUUCAUCUUAUCGUAAUCUGCAUCUCUCCCUUUCUUCCUCUUUAAACAAGGAUUAAUGAUCCUCCGCCCUGCCCUUCAAGAGACUUCAAUUCCUUGUUCAUGCCAUCUUCCAGUAAUAUGUGGGGUGCAUACCGUAGAAUGCAAGUGAGAUCGCUGUGAGAAAGAGUUCUGUAGUCAGUCUUUUUUUUUUUUGGGCCCUGAUUCUUUUUCGGGAGCGCGUUCUUAUAUUUGUAAUGCAGCACGGUAGCUCAUUUCAGUUCAGUUAAUUCAGGUAACGUUUGGAUGGCGAGCGUACUUUUUUUCCUCCUUCCCCCCUUUCCACCCGGCCCACCGGAAAGUUCUAGAGGGGUCCCUGCAUGAGGUUUUUUUAUUUUUAUUUUUUUUAGUUCGGUCCCUUCAUUUUUUUGGUUGACCCCAUCGGCUCCCUCUCGGCCUGACCUGUUCUCUUCUUCAUCGUCAUUUUCAUUCCCUCCUUCACACCCAUCGCCAAUUUCGGUAUCAUACGGUAUCCCACCCCUGCCCGGUUUGCUUUUUCGCGGCAAGGAACUAAACAUUCAGCCUUCCCCCCACUCAACUGGUCGGCAAGCGGGAUCACCCGCCGAAUAGAAUGGGCACCGUAAAUGUAGAGCCUGGUCGGUUAUUAAAGGUCAGUUACGAGUACGGUACCGUAGCUGGACCAGUUGAAUUGGUUGGCUGCCUGACUGAGUGGCUAUCGGUCUGUCGUAUGCAUGUCCGGCCAGAAGAGCCACGGCAAAAGGAAAUGGUCAAAAAGUAAAUAAUAACAAAAAGUUUGAGAGAGAAAGAGGCGGUGGAACAGCUAAGCACAGCCCGACUGUGCUUCUCCGGCACCGGUAAUCCCAUACGGUGGUAGGAGAGAGAGAUGGCGAAAAAAACUGAUGGGAGGGAUGAGGCGAAUUGUGCUUGCCUAUUUUUUGUUUUUUCCCAAUAGAAAAGAGAAAAACUCCAACGCCGCCUCAUUCGUUCUCAACCAUCCUGCGUGUUGUGUCGGUAUCGAUAGUCUAAUGAAGGUCGGGAUUGUAAUUGGGCCAUCCGGCUCAUCUCAGCAAGGAAGAAGAAAAAAAAGGUCCCUCCGUUUUCUUUGCUGUUGCAUUCCGUCUGUGCUGUAGUCUAAUUGAGGAGUCCUCUCCCUCUCUUCAACCCCACAAUUGUAUGGCAGGAAGCCCCAAAUGCAAGGAAACAACCACGAGGGAAAGCAGAAGGGAAGGAAGGAUGUACCCUGCUGUACCCGAGACCUAGACACACAGUCGAGGAUGAAGAGAAGAAAAAGUAGGAACCCCGGGUCAUAGCCGCGCCAGCCAAACUGAUACAGUACCGGUAUCCCAUCCCAGAGUUCAACUCAAUUCAUUCCAUUUCAAUCUAGAUCGUCCAUUCCCUCCCCCCUGGAUGCCGGACUACCUACCGACAUUCGUGUGUGUACGAGUACAGUAUUCGAGUAAGCACUGGAUCGAAGUAGGUGUGGUGUGGGGAUGGCGAACGAGGAGAGGGGGGAAUAGGUACCUUGUGAGUGUUCCGCUAUAGAAUAAAGAUGAUAAUCUACAAACGGUCGACAUGGAAAUUUGAAUCUCCACCAAACCAUCAAAAGGGGAAACAAAGGGGGGGGGCAGUGGAGGCGGAGGGGGUGAGAUAUAGGGUUAGGCGCACUCCUACAAGUAUGGGCGGCAUGGAAAACGGAAACGGAAGGGGGGAAUGGGAAUGGGAAUGGGAAUAGGAAAGGUACGAUUUGCGCUGGAACAAUACGGCACGCAUGUAGGGAUGGGGCGAGCAAGCCGGCGGUUUUAUGAAUCAAAAAGGGAAACUUUCCCAAACAAGAGAAAAGAGGGAUGGGAGGGGAAGAGAUGAGGAGGGAAGAAAGCGAGUGCAGGCAAUUUAGGAAUAUCCUAUCAUAUCAUGGACUUUUUUUUUUUCCUUGCAUCGUGACUUGGAACUAGAAACAAACUAUCCUCCCGUUCCCCCGCUGCAGGAUCCUGACCGUAUUAGAUCCCGUGUCGUGGUGCCGUACAGUGGUUCUAACGUUAAGGAAACACUUUCCUCACAAAUUUACAAUCCGAGGCGGAAGAAAAAAGGGAAGGAUCGUGAAAUCUCCCGGGAUUUGUCUAGUUCGAACUCAAAUCUUGGAACCUUUUUCUUUUGUGUGGGUGCGUGUGUGGAUGUUGACCGUUUCUCCGCUGCGCAUCCCCCCUGGUUUGCCAAUUGCGCUUCUUUCGUUUCCACAUACCGUAUCGUAACUCUGCUCCAACCCCCGGUAUACAAAAAAGCAAGCAUGAAGCAUUUCCUUUCUUUCCUUUUUUCUCCCCGUCCUUCGUUUUUCCAAACUCUCCAUUAACCCAUCGGAAAUAGGGUGCGUACGACUCGAGGACCGUACUCGAGUACCGUACUGUACUCAUUCCAGAUACAUGACAUUAAUAAAUUUAUUCCCGGGAUUCACGCUCCGCAUUGUGUGCGACAACCACUGCAGGCCGGAAGUAUACCGGUAACGCGGGGUGUUGUGAGCGAGCACGGACGAGUGGGCGUCAGAUGACUGAAGUGAUAUGUGGCGGUGCGACUCAUUCCCACCUUUGCUCGGUCACGCUGAGGGCACCGUACAGACCUCCACCUCACUUCCUCCCCAACUUACCGGUACUGUGCCCCAGAGAAAAAAUCGUAGCCUGUGGGGUUUUUGUUGGGGGGGGAGGGGCAAGGCAGAAGAUGAAGGAAAAGGAAAGGGAAGGAAGGCAAUAUCAUACCAAUAAUCCGAAAAGGGUACAAGUACCUCCAACACUGGUAUCCAGUCAAAAAGGAACAUGAAAUUCCCCAAGGCAAAGUUACGUAAGGAUUCCACGAAACCUAAAGCACCCGGAGGAAGUAUGACAUGCGACAGCGAGGAAAUGGGCUCUCGCCACAAAUCGUCAGUCGAUCGGCUGGUUUCUAUUCCCCUCCCCCCCCCCCGAGGUAACACACAGUGUCAUACCGACGUUCGAUAGUCAGCUCUAUAUCAAAUCGGUGCAUUCCAUUAUCGUUCGUCAAUGGCGAGAAUUUUUUUACUCCCGUAACAGAAAAUAGAAGAAAGAAAAAAAAGAGUAGCGUGAUGAUGAUGUCUUCCCCCCCACCACCACCACCCCCGUGUCUUCCCGAGAGGACGAAUUGGGUUUCGUACUUUCCGACGGCGACAAUUAUUGGAAGAAGCAAAGAAAGUGAAUGGAAGGAGAAGGGAAAGAAGAGAAAAGAAAAGAAGGGGUUGCCUCAAAACCGCCCAAUCAAUUCUCUAGCGGUGUACUGUAUUGCGGGCGUUUAAGUAUC
This is a messenger RNA of Tuber aestivum (summer truffle), 3323 nucleotides long. NCBI's taxonomy places the organism in Eukaryota, Fungi, Ascomycota, Pezizomycetes, Pezizales, Tuberaceae. The record is from the annotation of a GenBank genome assembly.